AUGCUAUCUCUGCAUCGGUUCGAUCGAAGGAACAAUCAGGAUAUAUCGGAUUGGGCAAACAAACACCGUGCGUGGAUAGAAAUUUGGAAUCAAAGAGACACGUUAGUGCAAUCAGAGAAUAGACCUCACAAUCAGUCAGCAUAUCAGAAGUAUCAAGUGUGGUAUGCGGAUCGUUACCGGUUAAAGCUGAAGCCAGGUUGGACUCACGAGGAGUGGUCGGAGUUGGUGUCUGAAGACCCGGAGACUGCAGAAGGUUAUCAUACCUUCAACACGGCUGUGAGAGACACCAGAGGGGCUCAUGUUGACUACGCACCGAUGCAUGACGAAAUGGGCAGAGAGUUGCUUCUGUGCGUCAACGAUGCCAAUGUUGCACUGAGUCAUCCAGCUGGUGGUGCAUUAUCUGAGAGGACUCUUAGGAGCACGAUGGAGAAGUUCAAGAAGCGGUUUCAUAAGAUGGCAGCUAUGCUUUCUUGCCAUGGUGCUAAGUCCAGUGACGUGUAUGCACCAGGUAGCCGCGCCGCCAGAGCUAAUAAACGGCGUUAUGUCCAGAACGAAGAGGACAUAGAGGAGGAGGUCAAUGAAGAGGAGCCAGCACAUCAAGAGGAGCCAACACAUCAUGAUGAGCAUGAGGAGCCAGACGCCAGGAUUCUUGGCGUCUGGCUGUAUGUCAGGGGACCAGACGCCAGGGUCCUUGGCGUCUGGAUGUAUGUUAGGGGACCAAACGCCAGGGUCCUUGGCGUCUGGCAGUCUACUGACACCAGAAACAGGGUAAAGCAGGGGAGCCAGACGCCAGGGUCCUUGGCGUCUGGUCCUGGUGCAGACAAUGCUUUUUCACUUGUAGUUUUGUCUUUUCACUUGUAG
Messenger RNA from Triticum dicoccoides, 861 nucleotides. RefSeq lists its product as uncharacterized. The coding region runs from base 1 to 861 and encodes 286 amino acids. The transcript is spliced from 5 exons. Lineage: Eukaryota; Viridiplantae; Streptophyta; Magnoliopsida; Poales; Poaceae. The record is from RefSeq and is a predicted model, not a curated record.